AUGGAUAAUUUUGCAUUGACACUGACCCUUAAUAUUGACGACUGUAGUACUAGCUCAAAGUGUCUAAACGGCGCAACUUGUAUUGACGGUGUUCAACAGUUCUCGUGCCAGUGUUCUCCAGGCUGGACUGGACGGUAUUGUGAAACAGAAAUUCCUGUCAAACAAUCACAUGGUCUGACGUGUUUUUCUUGUCAAUACACAUCUGCCUUAUCAUUCUGUGACAGUAUAGAACACUGCAAAGGAAAUCAGACAUGUUAUCAUCAGUUGGUAACAAAUGUACAUGGUCACAAGCAUUACAAAUCUGGAUGCGCAGACAGACAGAUAUGCAGUCAAUACUCACAAGACGGUCAGAAUGGUGAUGCAUGUCUGCAGUGUUGUGAAGAGAGUUUCUGCAACUCGCAUGGGUGCGGUGAUAACGGAUUACCACCUCGGAGGUCACGUGGCCCGCUUUGUCUUGACUGUGAAAAUGUCAGAAAUCCAAAGGAAUGUGAUCAGAUAACACUGUGCUCUUCGGAUGAAAUGUGCCGUAUCGAAGAACUGCCAUGGGGAGACAAUUCGCUGUUCCAUUUGGGAUGUAAAGCUAUACAUGAGUGUGCCACUGAGACAAUGUCAAGAUCUGUUCCAGUCUGUGUUGCUUGUUGCCAUGACGAUUUCUGCAAUACAAAUUGCACAGGACAAGACCAUGAUCAACAGCAAAUUAUAGUGGGAUAAAUAGUUAAACGUUUGAUAUUGACACGAUAAUGUGAAGACAAAUUGUUAAACGUUUGAAAAAUGACAUGAUGAAUUGAAGAUAAAUUGUCAAUCGUUUGAAUAUUGACAUGAUUAUUUGAAGACCAAUUGAUAAUCGUUUGAAUACUGACAUGAUAAUUUGAAAAUAAAUUAUUAUUAUUUUGAAUAUUGACGUGAAAUUUUGAAGAUCAAUUGUUAAUCAUUUGAAUUGUGACAUGAUAAUUUGAAGAUAAAUUGUUAAUUGUUUUAAUAUUGAUAUGUUUAUUUGAAGAUCAAUUGAUAAUCGUCGUUUGAAUAUUGACAUGAUAAUUUGAAGAUAAAUUGUUAAUCGUUUGAAUAUUGACAUGAUAAUUUGAAGAUAAAUUGUUAAUCGUUUGAACGUUGACAUGAUAAUUUUAACAUAAAUUGUUAUUUGUUUGAAUACUGACAAGAUAAUUUGAAGAUAAAUUAUUAAACAUUUAGAAUAUUUACAACAUGAGAAAUUGUUAAAUUAUGGGAUCCUGAUAUCAUUACAGCACAAUAUAUUUUUGUUAAAUUUACAUUACAUCAAAGGAACAGAUUACAUUUUUAUAUUUAUAUCAUAACAAAAAAGUUAAGUGAUAAAACUUUCUUAUCUGUAGAUUUUUAUUAUAACAUUAUUAUACAUCUUAAUAUUUACGUAAUAGCAACAGCAUAAAUUGUUUAACAUUCAUAUGUUUACUUCGUAUCAAUAAAAAAAAAUGGUUAAACUUUUAGGGAUAUUUGCAUUGUAAGAAUAGGAUAUUUUUUAAACAUGAUAAUAUCACGAAAAAAUCGUACAUUAUUAUGUUUUAUCAUAGAAAUACUUCUACUUAUUUGUCUGAUGAAUUAUAAGAUGAUUGAAAACUAAAGAAAGUAAAAAUAGCUUGUUAUCUAUUUUAGUAGUACACAAUGUAUAUUAUAAUGUUUACCGCUAACAUAUAUAAGGGCAAGGAAUAUUGUAUAAAAGUAGUAAAUCAGUUUGGUAUUGGGGGUACCUUGUUAAAUAACUGAUGAUAGAGAAGACAAUUUAUUCGCCUUCUGCAUCUAUAACAUUUGGUAGUUAUAAGCUCUAUGCCAGAUUUAAUUUGAUCUGUUUUGAGAAACAAAUCUUUCCAAAAGUGUUAGCUUGAUAAUAUUUCUAUUGAUAACAAAAUAUAGAAUUUUAAUGACUUCUGCGACUAAAAUAUUCUAAAGCACUCUUCUUCACCAAAAAUGAUAUCAAUAAAAUACCUGAAAGUGAUUAAA
Messenger RNA from Mercenaria mercenaria, 1974 nucleotides. RefSeq names its product protein jagged-1-like. The record is from RefSeq and is a predicted model, not a curated record. The coding region runs from base 1 to 711 and encodes 236 amino acids. The transcript has 8 exons. Gene Ontology annotation, molecular function: calcium ion binding. Lineage: Eukaryota; Metazoa; Mollusca; Bivalvia; Venerida; Veneridae.